Molecule: messenger RNA, 17880 nt
Organism: Coregonus sp. 'balchen'
Lineage: Eukaryota; Metazoa; Chordata; Actinopteri; Salmoniformes; Salmonidae
Source: the annotation of a GenBank genome assembly
AUGGUUGAUCCACUGCAGGGAAGACAAAGGGGAGAGGGUAUAAGGGGGCAUUUUAUGUGAUUGUUUCUAUAUGUACAGCUACACCAUAGGUGGCUUAUCUCCCUGUAUUCUGAUUAGUCUCUCUUUUUUGUAGUCCAAAUGUCACGAUCGUCGGGAACAGAGGACCAAGGCGCAGCGUGGAAGGUGAACAUAUCUUUAUUAUUUGAGUAAUACCACGAACAAAACAAUAAACGAUAAUGUGACGUCCUCGGUUCAGACACAAACCUAAACAGGAACAAGAUCCCACAAACACUGUGGGAAAACUGGCUGCCUAAGUAUGGUUCCCAAUCAGAGACAACAAGCAACAGCUGAUACACGUUGCCUCUGAUUGAGAACCACACUGGCCAACAUAGAAAUACUAACCUAGAACGAAAAACAAAUGAAAACUCACACCCUGGCUCAACAUACUAGAGUCCCCAGAGCCAGGCCGUGACAGUACCCCCCCCCCAAAGGCGCAGAAUCCGACCGCGCCAACCAAACACCACAGGGGAGGGACCGGGUGGGCACUCCGCCUUGGCGGCGGAUCCGGCUCCGGGCAUGAUUCCCACUCCCUCUCCAACCCCCCAAAGUACCCCUUGUCCAGUCUGGCCCUGCUGUCCGGAGCUGGACUGAACACCGGUGGAGCGGAUUGCUCUAGCUCUGGCAUGGAGCAGCUGACCGGUGCCGGACCAGGCACCGGUGGAACAGGCACGGGCUGUGCCGGACUGACGACGCACACCACUGGCUUGGUGUGGGGAGCUGGAACAGGCCGGACCGGGCUGGUGACGCGCACCACCGACUUGGUGCGGGGAGCAGGAACGGGCCGGACCGGGCUGAUGACGCGCACCACCGGCUUGGUGCGGGGAGCUGGAACAGGCCGGACCGGGCUGGCGACGCGCACCACCGACUUGGUGCGGGGAGCAGGAACGGGCCGGACCGGGCUGACGACACGCACCACCGGCUUGGUGCGGGGAGCAGGAACGGGCCGGGCCGGGCUGACGACGUGCACCACUGGCUUGGUGCGGGGAGCAGGAAUGGGCCGAACCGGCCUGACGAAACGCACCCCUGACUUGGUGCGGGGAGCAGGAGCGGGCCGGACCGGGCUGACGAAGCGCACCACUGACUUGGUGCGGGGAGCAGGAGUGGACCGGACUGGGCUGGCGAAGCGCACCACUGGCUUGGUGCGGGGAGCAGGAAUGGGCCGGACUGGGCUGGCGACGCGCACCACAGGCUUGGUGCGGGGAGCAGGAACAGGCCGGACAGUGCUGGCGACGCGCAUCACAGGCUUGGUGCGGGCAGCAGGAACAGGCCGGGCCGAGCUGGCGACGCGCACCGUAGGCUUGGUGCGAGUGGCAGGAACAGGCCGGACCGUACUGGGAACACACACCACUGGCCCUACGCGGGGAUCAGGAACAGGCCGGACCGGACUGGCAACACACCCCAGUACCUCGCGCCGUGCCUCUACAUCCUCUUUCCCCCUGGUGACCAGUGACUCCCGUAACCUGGCGGCCUCCUGCUGCCCCGUCGUCCACGGCGUGAGCCCCCCCUUAAAAAAUUUCUGGCCGUCUCUCCUACCCGUGGACCAGGUCUCCAUGUCUCUCGCCAGACUUUCGCCCUUCUGCUUCCAAGUCCAGCCUCUCUCUUCCUCACACGGCUUGACCCAGUCGAGGAGGCGAAGGAGAUCCGCUAGAGAUCUCCCUGGCGAUGGCUCCUGGACAUGCUGCUUGGUCCAGUCUUGGUGGGAUCUUCUGUCACGAUCGUCGGGAACAGAGGACCAAGGCGCAGCGUGGAAGGUGAACAUAUCUUUAUUAUUUGAGUAAUACCACGAACAAAACGAUAACAUGACGUCCUCGGUUCAGACACAAACCUAAACAGGAACAAGAUCCCACAAACACUGUGGGAAAACUGGCUGCCUAAGUAUGGGUCCCAAUCAGAGACAACAAGCAACAGCUGAUACACGUUGCCUCUGAUUGAGAACCACACUGGCCAACAUAGAAAUACUAACCUAGAACGAAAAACUAAUGAAAACUCACACCCUGGCUCAACAUACUAGAGUCCCCAGAGCCAGGGCGUGACACCAAAAUAGGUUUGGACUGCCCUCUGCAGCACAAAUACAAAUUUCUGAUGAUUCCCAAACUGAAGUGGAGGAGGAUGUCCUGCUGGACCUGAUUGAGGCCAUUCCAAACCUGUGCCUCACAAUCAAAUAUCUUGAUGAAAGUAUCUUUCUACAGUCUCACAUAAUGAUAUCAAAUAACAUGAAUGCAUAGAUUGAUUCCUUUGAUCCAUUGUUUGUGCUCAGACUUUUCUCCUGCAGGCUGUUCGACACCUAGUCCAUACACAGACACAUUAUCCCUCUCGUCAAGUGAUUUAGACCUGAGAUCUUCAGAAAGACUGUCUGAAAAGGCCAACACAAGCUUAGGAGACGAGUCCAUCGACACCGCAGCAGCAAAAGAGGUAUAAUGAUAACUGAUAUUGGAUGUUGACAAUCCCAUUUCUGUGUUUGCUCUUCAUGAAGAUUCCAACAGCAUUAACCAACCCUAAAUUGUUAAACUUUUCUCUUGUCUUAAUAGAUGGUCCAAGAUGCCCUGACUAGUAGACCUGGUGGGCAAGACGUAUUAGAAGAGUACCAGACAACCAAAACAUUGGACCACAGAACCAGGAGAGAGAUGAUUGCCAUUUUAGUCAGCCACAUGAAAGAGAUGCAUGGGUAAACGUCUCAUUAGCCAAUCUGGCCACAAACAAUGGAUCAAAACAAUCAAACUAUACAUUAAUGUUAUUUGGCAUCAUUAUGAGACUGUAGAAAAAUACAGUACCUUCAUUAACAAAAAUUUGGUUAAACAGAGAGAACUUUAUGCUCUUGGAAUUGUGACCCUCUUUCCUUCAUUGAGAGAUCCUUUUUUCGCCAAAGUCUAUGUAAGUGCUGGUAGAGCAUGCUCGCUUUAAUAUUUUGACACUUGUUCUGUUGACUGAAAGGGGCAUCAAACAGUCAUAGAAUCAAGUCAAAAAAUAAUAACCUUUUGACUACCAUGUUGGUCACCUUUUCCCACAUCUAAGGAACACUUCUAUGAUCCUGACACGGGCAAAGGAUAUCUGAAUUAUCGCCUGAAGACGGUAUCAGGGAAGACCUCACUUCGACCCAUCAAGAAGAGUAUUUCACCCUAGUCGGAAGGCCCAACCCAUAGGAGGAAGACUGACCUGGACCACCAGCUUGGUGGUGAUGCUUGCAAGGAGGCCAUAUUAUUCCUUGUCCACUCGGCCGAUGAAAAACAAAUCUAUCAGAAGAUGAAGGAGGUGUUCCAGUAUCGCCAGGAGCAAGUUUAUAGUCCAGACAGUGGCACAGAUGUCCUUACAGUUUUCCCCAGGUUUCUGGACAUCAAAGGAUUGGUGAGAAAUGUAGUAUGUCUUGGAAUCUACAGGCUAUUUGUCUGAUUGAGAACAUGAUUGUGUGUUGGUCAUGAAGUUGAGUUUGUUUUAGGUGAAUAGGGACUUUUUGCUGAUGUUCGACGAUGAAACAUCCUCUAAGCUCCUUGAAAAGUGGGACAAUGUAUUGAAGCCUAAAGUCAUCAAAAUGGCAAAAUCCCGGACUACGACCACCGAUUUGCAUCGCCUCCUGAAGUCUGCAGAAAAACUGCCAGAGAAUGACAGCGAAACCAGUAAGUGGAUUCUCUCAUAGGUAGUGCAAUGUUUCAAACUCAGCUGUAUUGUUUUAUGUGAUUUGGGGUAUUUGCCUUUUCUUGCCCUCAGACUGGGACAUUGAUAUGUCCUCCCUGCUGCUGCUGCUAUAUCUCUUCCCACCACCAGCAUGAGGGAAGAGGACCAAGAUCAGUGCCAGUGAUGCUGUGGGCAGACCAGUGCACUUUCAUAAGGUAAGAUGAUACAGUAAUUGUUGUGUCAUUUAUUUUUUGGGUUGUCUCUUCAUUGUGACUUAAAAAUACACUUUGUGUGUUGCAGUCAUGCUGCAACAUUGAAGACCAUCUUGAUGGGAGCCAUGGUCGACAGCCAUAUCUCCUUGCCGUCAGAAGAAGACAGAGCAAGAUUGACAACUACUGAAGCUAAUUGUAGAUCUUUUUUUUUCAAUUGAUAAGUAAAAUUAACAGCCAUACAGAAAGACUCAUGUGCAGGUGAAAUUACAGAGGAUGAACUUUUGGAUGCAAUUAAAGACUUUAAGUCUGGGAAAACUCCAGGGUUGGAUGGCAUACCAGUUGAGGUAUACCAAACCUUUUUUGAUAUACUCAGAGGACCGUUAUUAGCAUGUUUAACCACUCCUAUGUAAAUGGUAGAUUAUCAGACACUCAAGAAGGUCUGAUUUCAUUAUUACUGAAACAGGAUACAAGUGGAAAAUAUAAAGAUCCAGUCCAUUAAAAAAAUUGGUGUAGUUAGGGGCUGUCCAUUUGCAAUAUGACAUUUCUCAUCGAUCAUACAGCAAAUGCCGUCUGAGACCCUUAUGUAGGUAACAACACAUCUGCCACGUUGAUCCUCAACACGGGGGUCCCUCAGGGGUGCGUGCUCAGUCCCCUCAUGUACUCCUUGUUCACCCAUGACUGCAUGGCCAAGCACGACUCCAACACCAUCAUUAAGUUUGCCGACAACACAACAGUGGUAGGCCUGAUCACCGACAACGAUGAGACAGCCUAUAUGGAGGAAGUCAGAGACCUGGCCGUGUAGUGUCAGGAUAGCAACCUCUCCCUCAAUGUGAUCAAGACAAAGGAGAUGAUUGUGGACUACAGGAAAAAAAAGAGGACUGAGCACGCCCCCAUUCUCAUCGACGGGGCUGUAGUGGAACAGGUUGAGAGCUUCAAGUUCCUUGGUGUCCACAUCCCCAACAAACUAUCAUGGUCCAAACACACCAAGACAGUCGUGAAGAGGGCACAACAAAGCCUAUUCCCCCUCAGGAGACUGAAAUUAUUAGGCAUGGGUCCUCAGAUCCUCAAAAAGUUAUACAGCUGCACCAUCGAGAGCAUACUGACUGGUUGCAUCACCGCCUGGUAUGGCAACUGCUCAGCCUCCGACCGCAAGGCACUACAGAGGGUAGUGCGUACGGCCCAGUACAUCACUGGGGCCAAACUUCCUGCCAUCCAGGACCUCUAUACCAGGCGGUGUCAGAGGAAGGCCCUAAAAAUGGUCAAAGACUCCAGCCAGCCUAGUAAUAGACUGUUCUCUCUGCUAUCGCAUGGCAAGCGGUACCGGAGCAUCAAGUCCAAAAGGCUUCUUAACAGCUUCUACCCCCAAGCCAUAAGACUCAUGAACAGCUAAUCAUGGCUACCCGGACUAGUUGCAUUGCCCCCCCCCCCCCCCCCCCCCCCUUAUUUUAUGCUGCUGCUACUGUUUAUUAUAUAUGCAUAGUCACUUUAACUCUACCCACAUGUACAUAUUGCCUCAAUUACCUUGACUAACCAGUGCCCCAGCACAUUGACUCUGUACUGGUUCCCCCUGUAUAUAGACUCCCUAUUGUUAUUUUAUUUUACUGCUGCUCUUGAAUUAUUUGCUAUUUUUAUUAUUUACUUGUCUAUUUUUUACUUAACACUUAUUUUUCUUAAAACUGCAUUGUUGGUUAAGGGCUUCUAAGUAAGCAUUUCACUGUAAGGUCUACACCUGUUGUAUUCGGCGCAUAUGGCAAAUAAAAUUUGAUGUCUCCCUCCCUGUUCGCACUGUCUGACCACAAGAUCCUUAAUUUCUCUCUUAUCUCAUACUCACCCCACAACACAGACAAAUGCCUCAUCUCCUUCCGCAACAUCAAUGCUGUUGACCCCCUCCAACUCUCUGAUGCCAUCUGCUCUGUCAUGCCCCUUGACCACGUCCCCAACUCCCUUAGGUUGUAAGAUGGAGCCGACAGACAUGGCAGCUCUGCUAGCGCCUAAUAAACUUUGCAGUUUUUUGUUUUUGUGUGUGUUAUUUCUUACAUUAUUAGCCCAGAACGUUUUUUAUGUUAUUACAUACAGCCGGAAAUAACUUUUGGAUCUCAGAAAGGCGGUAACUCACCAUUAUUAUGACCAGGAAUACGACUUUCCCAAAUUGGAUCCUUUCUUCGUACCCAUCCAGGGCAAUUCAAUUCCAUACAACACUCCUUCACUAGCCUCCAACUGCUCUUAAACACUAGUAAAACUAAAUGCAUGCUCUUCAACCGAACGCUGCUUGCACCCGCCCACCCGACUAGAAUCACUACUCUCGACGGGUCUGACCUAGAGUAUGUGGACAACUACAAAUAUCUAGGUGUCUGGUUAGACUGUAAACUCUCCUUCCAGACUCACAUUAAGAAUCUCCAAUCCAAAGUUAAAUCUAGAAUCGGUUUCCUAUUUCGCAACAAAGCCUCCUUCACUCAUGCUGCCAAACAUGCCCUCGUAAAACUGACUAUCCUACCGAUCCUUGACUUCGGCGAUGUCAUUUACAAAAUAGCCUCCAACACUCUACUCAGCAAAUUGGAUGUAGUCUAUCACAGUGCCAUCCGUUUUGUCUCCAAAGCCCCAUAUAAUACCCACCACUGUGACCUGUACGCUCUUGUUGGCUGGUCCUCACUACAUAUUCGUCGCCAAACCCACUGGCUCCAGGCCAUCUAUAAAUCACUGCUAGGCAAAUCCCCGCCUUAUCUUAGCUCAUUGGUCACCAUAGCAACACCCACCCGUAGUCUGCGCUCCAGCGGGUAUACAGUGGGGAAAAAAAGUAUUUAGUCAGCCACCAGAUGUGCAAGUUCUACCACUUAAAAAGAUGAGAGAGGCCUGUAAUUUUCAUCAUAGGUACACGUCAACUAUGACAGACAAAAUGAGAAAAUAUAUUCCAGAAAAUCACAUUGUAGGAUUUUUAAUGAAUUUAUUUGCAAAUUAUGGUGGAAAAUAAGUAUUUGGUUAAUAACAAAAAGGUUUCUCAAUACUUUGUUAUAUACCCUUUGUUGGCAAUGACACAGGUCAAACGUUUUCUGUAAGUCUUCACAAGGUUUUCACACACUGUUGCUGGUAUUUUGGCCCAUUCCUCCAUGCAGAUCUCCUCUAGAGCAGUGAUGUUUUGGGGCUGUCGCUGGGCAACACGGAUUUUCAACUCCCUCCAAAGAUUUUCUAUGGGGUUGAGAUCUGGAGACUGGCUAGGUCACUCCAGGACCUUCUUACGAAGCCACUCCUUUGUUGCCCGGGCGGUGUGUUUGGGAUCAUUGUCAUGCUGAAAGACCCAGCCACGUUUCAUCUUCAAUGCCCUUGCUGAUGGAAGGAGGUUUUCACUCAAAAUCUCACGAUACAUGGCCCCAUUCAUUCUUUCCUUUACACGGAUCAGUCGUCCUGGUCCCUUUGCAGAAAAACAGCCACAAAGCAUGAUGUUUCCACCCCCAUGCUUCACAGUAGAUAUGGUGUUCUUUGGAUGCAACUCAGCAUUCUUUGUACUCCAAACACGACGAGUUGAGUUUUUACCAAAAAGUUAUAUUUUGGUUUCAUCUGACCAUAUGACAUUCUCCCAAUCCUCUUCUGGAUCAUCCAAAUGCACUCUAGCAAACUUCAGACGGGCCUGGACAUGUACUGGCUUAAGCAGGGGGACACAGCAGGAUUUGAGUCCCUGGCGGCGUAGUGUGUUACUGAUGGUAGGCUUUGUUACUUUGGUCCCAGCUCUCUGCAGGUCAUUCACUAGGUCCCCCCGUGUGGUUCUGGGAUUUUUGCUCACCGUUCUUGUGAUCAUUUUGACCCCACGGGGUGAGAUCUUGCGUGGAGCCCCAGAUCGAGGGAGAUUAUCAGUGGUGUUGUAUGUCUUCCAUUUCCUAAUAAUUGCUCCCACAGUUGAUUUCUUCAAACCAAGCUGCUUACCUAUUGCAGAUUCAGUCUUCCCAGCCUGGUGCAGGUCUACAAUUUUGUUUCUGGUGUCCUUUGACAGCUCUUUGGUCUUGGGCAUAGUGGAGUUUGGAGUGUGACUGUUUGAGGUUGUGGACAGGUGUAUUUUAUACUGAUAACAAGUUCAAACAGGUGCCAUUAAUACAGGAAACGAGGGGAGGACAGAGGAGCCUCUUAAAGAAGAAGUUACAGGUCUGUGAGAGCCAGAAAUCUUGCUUGUUUGUAGGUGACCAUAUUCUUAUUUUCCACCAUAAUUUGCAAAUAAAUUCAUUAAAAAUCCUACAAUGUGAUUUUCUGGAUUUUUCUUUCUCAAUUUGUCUGUCAUAGUUGACGUGUACCUAUGAUGAAAAUUACAGGCAUCUCUCAUCUUUUUAAGUGGGAGAACUUGCACAAUUGGUGGCUGACUAAAUACUUUUUUUCCCCACUGUAUCUCACUGGUCAUCCUUCAAAGCCAACACCUCCUUUGGCCGCAAUUCCUUCCAGUUCUCUGCUGCCAAUGACUGGAACAAAUUGCAAAAAUCUCUGAAGCUGGAGACACUUAUCUCCCUCACUAACUUUAAGCAUCAGUUGUCAGAGCACCUUACCGAUCACUGCACCUGUACACAGCCCAUCUGAAAUUAGCCCGCCCAACUACCUCAUCCCUAUAUUGUUAUCUAUUUUGCUCAUUUGUACCCCAGUAUCUCUAUUUGCACAUCAUCUCUUGCACAUCUAUCAUUCCAGUGUUAAUACUAAUUGUAAUUAUUUUGCACUAUAGCCUAUUUUAUUGCCUACCUCCAUAACUUGCUAAAUUUGCACACUGUAUAUUAUAUGUAUUUCUGUUGUAUUUUUGACUUUGUUUUGUUUUACCCCAUAUGUAACUCUGUGUUUGUUUUUAUCGCACUGCUAUGCUUUAUAUUGGCCAGGUCGCAGUUGUAAAUGAGAACUUGUUCUCAACUGGUUUACCUGGUUAAAUAAAGGUGAAAUAAAAAUAAAAAGAAAUAAAAAAUUGAACUUAUCCCAGAGGCUGCUCCAAGUCGCAGCCGGCGGAGAAGAGGUAUUUGGAGUGGACUUCUGUCACGCCCUGACUGUAAUGCACAUCACCAGUGCGGUCCGGCCCGUGCCUGCUCCUAGAACCAGACCAGUGGUGCGUUUGUCAAGUCCGGCACGGCCCGUGCCCGUUCCACCGGUCAGCUGCUCCAGUGCCGGUCAGCUGUUCCACUCCGGAGCCAGAGCAGUCCGCUCCACCGGUGCCUGAUCCAGCUCCGGUCAGCUUCUCCACUCCGGAGCCAGAGCAGUCCGCUCCACCGGUGCCUGAUCCAGCUCCGGUCAGCUGCGCCACUCCGGAGCCAGAGCAGUCCGCUCCACCGGGGUGAAGUCCAGUCCAGCUCUGGGAACUGUCACGCCCUGACUCAGGGGACGCUUACAUUUUGAGUCAGGGUGUGUAUACUCUUUGUUGUGUGUUUUCUAUGUUUCGAUCUAUUAUGUGUAGAUCUAUGUUGGCCGGUGUGGUUCCCAAUCAGAAGCAGCUGUAGCUUGUUGUCUCUGAUUGGGGAUCAUACUUAGGCAGCCUAUUGGCACUAGUGGGGCAAGCUCCGUGUUAUGCGGAGCUACGUAUUGUGUCACCAGUGCGCCGGCACAGUCCUGUACGUCCUGUGCUUGCAACACGCACGUGACGUGCGAAGAUGGGCAUCCAGCCAGGACGGGGUGUGCCGGCUCAACGCUCCUGAUCUCCAGUACACCUCCUUGGUCCCGCAUAUCCUGCGCCAGUUCUACGAACUGUAUCGCCAGUGCGCGUGCACAGCCCAGUGCGUCCUGUGCCAGCACCCCGCACGUGUAGUGCGAAAGUGGGCAGCCAGCCAGGACGGGUUGUGCCAGCUCAACGCUCUAGACCUCCAGUCCUCCUCCACAGUCCAGCCUGGCCUGUUCCUGCUCCUCGCACCAAGCCAGUGGUGCGCGUCGCCAGCCCGGCCCGGCCUGUUCCUGCUCCUCGCACCAAGCCAGUGGUGCGCGUCGCCAGCCCAGCCCGGCCUGUGCCUGCUCCUCGCACCAAGCCAGUGGUGCGCGUCGCCAGCCCGGCCCGGCCUGUUCCUGCUCCUCGCACCAAGCCAGGGGUGCGCGUCGCCAGCCCGGCCCGGCCUGUGCCUGCUCCUCGCACCAAAGCCAGUGGUGUGCGUCGCCAGCCCGGCCCGGCCUGUUCCUGCUCCUCGCACCAAGCCAGUGGUGCGCGUCGCCAGCCCGGCCCGGCCUGUUCCUGCUCCUCGCACCAAGCCAGUGGUGCGCGUCGCCAGCCCGGCCCGGCCUGUUCCUGCUCCUCGCACCAAGCCAGUGGUGUGCGUCGCCAGUCCAGCCCGGCCUGUUCCUGCUCCUCUCACCAAGCCAGUGGUGCGCGUCGCCAGCCCGGCCCGGCCUGUUCCUGCUCCUCGCACCAAGCCAGUGGUGCGCGUCGCCAGCCCGGCCCGGCCUGUUCCUGCUCCUCGCAACAAGCCAGUAAUGCGCAUCACCAGUGCGGUCCGGCCCGUGCCUGCUCCUAGCACCAGACCAGUGGUGCGUUUGUCAUGUCCGGCACGGCCCGUGCCCGUUCCACCGGUCAGCUGCUCCAGUGCCGGUCAGCUGUUCCACUCCGGAGCCAGAGCAGUCCGCUCCACCGGUGCCUGAUCUAGCUCCGGUCAGCUGCUCCACUCCGGAGCCAGAGCAGUCCGCUCCACCGGUGCCUGAUCCAGCUCCGGUCAGCUGCGCCACUCCGGAGCCAGAGCAGUCCGCUCCACCGGGGUGCAGUCCAGUCCAGCUCCGGGAACUGUCACGCCCUGACUCAGGGGACGCUUACAUUUUGAGUCAGGGUGUGUAUACUCUUUGUUGUGUGUUUUCUAUGUUUCGAUCUAUUAUGUGUAGAUCUAUGUUGGCCGGUGUGGUUCCCAAUCAGAGGCAGCUGUAGCUCGUUGUCUUUGUUUGGGGAUCAUACUUAGGCAGCCUAUUGGCACUAGUGGGUUGUGGGAUCUUGUUCCGUGUAAGGUUUGUUGUGUGUUACCUUAGGACUUCACAUGUCGUUGGUUUAUUGUUUUGUUGUGUGUUUAUUCAGUUUAAUAAACAUGUACGCAUUUCACGCUGCGCCUUGGUCUGACCCGUCAUUCAACGAACGUGACAACUUCUAGACCGACUCAGGAGGCGGACACACCAUCAACCGCUUCCGAGUAUAUUACUCGCUAAUGUUCAGUCUCUGGACAAUAAAGUAGAUGAGCUAAGCGCGAUGAUCUCCUUCCAGAGAGACAUCAGGGACUGUAACAUACACUGUUUCAUGGAAUCAUGGCUCUCUCAGUAUAUACUGUCCACAUCCAUACAGCCAGCUGGGUUCUCAGUUCUUCGCUCAGACAGCAAUAAAGAACUCUCUGGGAAGAAGAAAGGCGGGUGUGUAUGAUUCAUGAUUAACUACUCAUGGUGUGAUUGUGAUAACAUACAGGAACUCACGUCCUUUUGUUCACUCGACCUAGAAUAGCUCACAUUCAAUUGCCAACCGUAUUACCUCCCAAGAGAAUUCUCUUCGGUUAUAGUCACAGCCAUGUAUAUUCCCCCUCAAGCCGAUACCAUGACGGUCCUCAAGGAACUACACUGGACUUUAUUUAACUGGAAACCACAUAUCCUGAUGCCGCAUUUAUUGUAGCUGGGAGGUUCUAUCAACACAUUGACUGUAGUACUCGCUUAGGGAAAACACUAGAUCACUGCUACUCGCCUUUUCGAGAUGCCUACAAGGCCCUCCCCCACCCUCCCUUUGGCAAAUCAGAUCACAACUCCAUUUUGCUACACCCUUCCAAUAGGCAGAAACUAAAACAGGAAGUACCCGUGCUAAGGUGUAUUCAACGCUGGUCUGACCAAUUGGAAUCCAUGCCUCAAGAUUGUUUUGAUCACGUGGACUGGGAUAUGUUCCAGGUAACAUUGACGCUUACAGGGACACGGUGACUGAGUUCAUCAGGAAGUGUAUAGGGGAUUUUGUUCCCACGGUGACUAUUGAAACCUAUCCAAACCAGAAACUGUGGAUAGAUGGCAGCAUUCGUGCAAAACUGAAAGCACGAACCACCACAUUUAACCAUGGCAAGGUGACUGGGAAUAUGGUCAAAUACAAACAGUGUAGUUAUUCCCUCCAUAAGGCAAUCAAACAGGCAAAACAUCAGUACAGAGACAAAGUGGGGUCGUAAUUCAAUGGCUCAGACACGAGACAUAUGUGGCAGGGUCGACUGACAAUCACGGAUUACAAAGGGAAAACCAGCCAGGACACCGAAGUCUUGCUCCGGACAAGCAAAACACCUUCUUCGCCUGCUUUGAGGAUAACACAGUGCCACUGACAAGGCCCGCUCCCGAGGACAGUGGGCUCUCAUUCUCCGUGGCCGACGUGAGUAAGACAUUUAAAUCGUGUUAACCAUCGCAAGGCUGCCGGCCCAGACGGCAUCCCUAGCCGCAUCCUCAGAGCAUGCACAGACCAGCUGGCUAGCGUGUUUACGGACAUACUCAAUUUCUCCCUGUCCCAGUCUGCUGUUCCCUUCAAGAUGGCCACAAUUGUUCCUGUACCCAAGAAAGCAAAGGUAACUGGACUAAAUGAUUAUCGCACCGUAGCACUCACCUCUGUCAUCAUAAAGUGCUUUGAGAGGCUAGUUAAGGAUCAUAUCACCUCUACCUUACCUGACACCCUAGACCCACUUUAAUGUGCUUACCGCCCCAAUAGAUCCACAGACGAUGCAAUCGCCAUCGCACUGCACACUGCCCUAUCCCAGCUGGUCAAGAGGAAUACCUAUGUCAGAAAGCUGUUCAUUAACUAUAGCUCAGCCUUCAACACCAUAGUACCCUCCAAGCUCAUCAUUAAGCUCGGGGCCCUGGGUCUGAACCCCGCCCUGUGCAACUGGGUCCUGGACUUCCUGAUGGGCCACCCCCAGGUGGUGAAGGUAGGAAACAACACCUCCACUUCGCUGAUCCUCAACCCAGUGUCGUGACGCAACUUUCAUUAUUGUGAUGACUAUUAUUUAUUGAAUAAUUACCUACUAUGUUUAGUUGUUACUAUAUUAAAUGGAUAAUGUAACAAUUAAGUCAUUAGGAAUUUGGGGCACCACGGGAAAAGUUGUUUAACGAGUUAUUGUUUCCCGAAUGAACUCUAAAGAUAUCUAGAUAUCUCUUAUUUAACAGUCAUUUAUUAAUAAUUUACAUUAGAUCAGUCUCAUUCUGAAAGUCGUAGACUCUUUAAGUCUGCAUGAACCCGGGUCUUACUGAUCACACAAAUAGAUGUAAUUAUUUAUUCAUUAGCUAAAUAAAAAUGAUAUCACAAGAUACAAACACGUACACGGUAUAGGUAGGGAUUAGAAACUUAAUACAAUGACAACGGGUCCCUAGCGGACUAACACAAUAUAACACUUGUUACAAAAGAUGGAGAGUUAAAGAGAGAGAGAGAGAAAACACUUGGAUACACAUGGACCUACGCUCACAGUAAUCCUAAUACUUUGCCCCGAACUGACACCCAUUUGGGAAGAAAAGCAAUGUGUUGGAGGUCUUCGUCGUGUAUCUCUGUUGGACUCUAUUGGACCUACUCUUUCGGAUGGCCUUUUAGAUGUAAGGUUCAGAUUGUCCACAAGAGGUCACAAUGUCUUUCUUCUUAGUUGUCUGUUUACUUUCACUCGUUCUGGAAGUUGUCUUCUGAGGACGGCUAAUCAGCCGUGUCAAUGAUCCCCUGUGGGGUGAUGAGAGCAGUGUAGUAGACGAUGGCUUCAAGAGAGUAACAGGAUGGUCCCACUUAAAUUCACCUUCUUAGAUACAGUACUUAGAACAGCUACUCAGACGUAACACUGAUUGUUAGUGGAGGCAACUUUGUCGUGUUCACCUCGUGUUGAUUUUCAGGGUCAGGACCAACAUGGACAAAAGCUGCAGCUUGAGGUCCGUUUAGUCUGAUCUGAUAAUUCUUAUCUCAAUCUUUAAUGCAUUCUGGUAAAGAGGGUUGUUUCCGUCAUACUCUCUGAACUCCCUCGGGCGUGGCUAGUUACGAGGCAAAAGUAUUAUCAACGCUAUGAUUUUGUUAGAAAGCUAAAAUUAUAUUCCUAUCAUCACGAAAACAUUGUCUUCCUCCUUUAUAUUUUCUACACAACAUACAGGAUGUAAACAUGAUAUACACAGUGUAAAAGCUCUUAAAGUCACAAUGUUUUCAUUGUAAUGCCUUUAUACCAUUUUUAAUGACAUCACAAAAUAGACAUUCAUUUUUCAUAUUCCAUUUCUCAUCAUUCCCAACGUUUGAAUGUUGAAAUAUAUUGUCCCAAUGUUCAUUGUUGGAAGUUGAAGUUUUUGUGCGGAAAAAAAAGUAUCUGAAACAAAGCAUUCCUUUCACCAUACUAGAAUUCCAGAGAUUGAUUCUCCUCCUCUCUAAUUUAUGGGAGUAUUAAGGUGUCAAGACCGGAACAGCCCACCUGUGGGUAAGAGGGUCUGGUUGUUGUCGGCCAUUUGCCAAGCUGAUGUGAGGCCUUUGAUCCUCACCCAGGGAGAGUCAUGACAACAGGUGCCCCACAAUGGUGCGUGCUCAGCCCCCUCCUGUACUCCCUGUUCAACGAUGACUACGUGCCACGCACGCCUCCAACUCAAUCAUCAAGUUUGAAGACAACACAACAGUAGUAGGCCUGAUUACCAACAAUGGCGAGACAGCCUACAGGGAGGUGGUGAGGGCCCUGGUGGAGUGGGGCCAGGAAAAUGACCUCUCUCUCAACGUCAACAAAACGGCAGAGGGAGCAUGCCCCAAUCCACAUCGACAGGACCGCAGUGGAAAAGGUGGAAAGCUUCAAGUUCCUCGGCGUACACAUCACUGACAAUCUGAAAUGGUCCAUCCACACAGACAGUGUGGUGAAGAAGGCGCAACAACACCUCUUCAACCUAAGGAGGCUGAAGUAAUUUGGCCCCUAAGACCCUCAGAAACUAUUACAGAUGCACGAUUGAAAGCAUCCUGUUGGGCUGUAUCACCACCUGGUACGGCAACCGCAGGGCUCUCCAGAGGGUGGUACGGUCUGCCCAACGGAUCAACGGAGGCACACUGUCCUACCCUCCAGGACACCUACAGCACCCGAUGUCACAGGAAGGCCAAAAAGAUCAUCAAGGACAUCAACCACCCGAGCCACGGCCUGAUUGCCCCGCUAUCAUCCAGAAGGCGAGGUCAGUACAGGUGCAUCAAAGCUAGGACCGAGAGACUGAAAAACAGCUUCUAUCUCAAGGCCAUCAGACUGUUAAAUAGCCAUCACUAGCCCGCUACCACCCGACUACUCAACCCUGCACCUUAGAGGCUACUGCCCUAUAUAUAUACACAUGGAAUCACUUGCCACUUUAAUAAUGGAAAACUAGUCACUUUAAUAAUGUUUACAUACUGCUUUACUCAUUUCAUAUGUAUAUACUGUAUUCUAUUCUACUGUAUUUAGUCAAUGCUACUCCGACAUUGCUCGUCCUAUUAUUUACAUAGUUCUUAAUUCCAUUAUUUUACUUUUAGAUAUGUGUACACAGUAUGAAAGUGUAUGCACUCACUAACUGUAAGUCACUCUGGAUAAGAGCGUCUGCUAAAUGACUAAAAUGUAAAAUGUAAAUGAUGUAUUGUUGUGAAUUGUUAGACACCUCUGCACUGUUGGAGCAAGGAACACAAGCAUUUCGCUACACCCACAAUGACAUCUGCUAAAUAUGUGUAUGUGACCAAUACAAUUGGAUUUGAUGAACUAGAUGCCCAAUUCAAUACUGCUCUAUCUGUCUCCCUCAACUCGCAGGCCCCUCUCCAACCUAAACCUGUCUCCUUCUCCUCCUCCUCCCCCUGAUUUACCCCUGAGCUCCGCACCCUGAAGCAAGCUGGCCGCCACCUGGAGCACCUGAGCAGGAAGUCUGGGCUCAAUGUCCACACUGAGGCCUACAAACACCACCUCUCCACCUAUAGAAAUGUCCUCAGUGCUGCAAGGUCCACCUACUUCUCCAACAUCAUCAACAGCUCCAAUAAGAACUCCCGGACUCUGUUCUCCACUGUCAGCAAAUUACUUCAGCUCUGUGACGGCACCUUCUCUAUUCCCUCCAGUGAACUCUGCAACUCCUUCCUUCAGUUUUUCAGGGACAACAUCACCAAAAUAAACUCAUCAUUGACUGAUCAAUCUCCCUCAGCUGCCCCUCUCCCUGUCAACCUCCCAACCUUCACACCUGAUACCCGGCUCUCCGAAUUUGCCCCCAUUGACUCUCACUAUAUCUCAAAACUCAUCAUGUCAUCUAAGACUACAACUUGCUCCCUGGAUCCUCUCCCCACUGUUCUCAUCAAAGCUUGCCUACCUGCUCUCUGUCCAUAUAUCACACAUAUCGUCAACUUCUGCCUCGCCCACCAAACUGUCCCCUCAAACUACAAAACAGCUGCAGUCACCCACAUCUUAAAAAAGCCAGGACUGGAUACCCCCAUCCUCAAUAACUUACGCCCCAUUUCCAACCUCCGCUUCCUUGCCAAGACUGGUACUGUUGCCCCCCAAUUACAAAAAUGCACUCCUAAAAGUUAUCAAUGACCUCCUCACCUCUGCUGAUGCUGUGCCCUCAACAUUCUGAUUCUCCUGGACCUGAGUGCCGCUUUUGACACAGUGAGCCAUCAGAUCCUCCUCACCAGUGUUGUAUUCUAGCUUGAAAUAUACUUAUUUAUUUUACAAAUGAUUAAUGAGUGGAGGGAGGACAGUGGACGCCCGGUGAACAGAAGUUAUCAUGUUUUGUCUGUAAUUAAACAUUUGUGUUGCGGAUUAAGAUUUAUCACAGUGAAUACUAAUGAAAUGUACAUUUUCUCUUCCAGGAGAGGAUGGGGUGUCCCUAUCUCUCUCUUUGAAAUGUUUCCUGAGGCUGUUGUCUUGGGAGAGCAGUUAGUGAAAUUCUGCAGUUUUAUAAAGUAUAAAGGUACCCGGAUCCGGCCGUAAAGGAAGCUCCCAAUUAAGUAAGGCCUAGCCAUUUGUUUGUUUUUGCCCUCUGUUUUACCACACACACCAGCACACGCACAAACAACCCACCGGCUAUGAAUAUUUGCUAGUGGUGUUAAUACAGUGUCUGUUUUAAUUGUGUGGGGUCUUUUAAUUUGUUUUUAGUAGGUUCUUCACAGGUUAGAAAGGAUGCACCUUAAAGGGCACACAAAUGAAAUUUUCUGAAGUAUCUAAUGUGAACCAAAAACCAUGUACGGGCGGCAUGAGUGCGGCAUGAAUCCUGAGACCGUGCAUGUGGAGUGAGCAUGGAGAGAGAUCACGUCCAAACUCCUCUCAUGCUGCUGGUGCACUGGUCGGUAAAUCGACAAGACAGAAUGGGCCAUACAGAAUGGUGGUGGAGGCUCAGGUGAGAGAUUUGUUUGCUUGGGAAAAUCUGAUUAUUCCCCAGAUAUUGAAAAUCGGGACAUUAUCUAGGGCCAUCAACUUUGACAGGCAUGAGUUACAUGUGUGCCAUUGGAAAGAUGAACUGUAACGCUAUCUGAAGAAGAAAAUGAAGAGACACCAGAAUAAUGAGUGCCAGGAAGGAGGGGGGUGGUCAACUGUGCCCGUAAUUGAUUUAGGGUUGCCCUUAACUGUUUAUUUGGGGUAUCUGGUUGAUUGUGGGGGUCUGCACACUGGGAAAUUUAAAGUAAUUUAGACAAAUGCAUUGACCUACUGCUCUGUCAUUAAGAUGCCACUCGCGACAGUGUAAGACAGGGAUAAACGGUGGCCGUGAUGAGAAUAGUUCAUGCUGGUAAAAUAAGUAGUACAUACUGUAUAUAUAUUUCCCCAUCUGUAAAUGUACAUUCUGCCAGUUUCAGUGUGUGCUAAGUUGAGGGUCUUGAAUUCGAGUGAUAGACUCAACGUGAAGCACUAAGGACUGUAAUUCUAAAUUUGUGAUGGAUAAUUAAUCAAUAGUUCUAAUUAUGAUUUGGAAAGGAGAGAAGGCGAGAGAGAGCACUGCCCUUAAGCUGUGAGGAAAGUGGUUUCUGAAACAAAUUAAAUAUUUCUAAGAGUCAAUUGAGUCUAGGGAGGGUUUCCUCCCAGGAAACCUUAUCUUUUCAUGUCCUCCGAGAGAGAGGUUAUCAGAGAACCCACUAGAUGGUAACUUGGGCUAA